This is a messenger RNA of Neurospora tetrasperma FGSC 2508, 4914 nucleotides long. RefSeq lists its product as uncharacterized. The transcript has 7 exons. The coding region runs from base 1 to 4914 and encodes 1637 amino acids. Lineage: Eukaryota; Fungi; Ascomycota; Sordariomycetes; Sordariales; Sordariaceae. The record is from RefSeq and is a predicted model, not a curated record.
AUGAAGUCGGCCGUGUCUACCAUCGCCCACUACCUCUACAAACUUGUCUACUACUUCAUCUAUCUCGUCCUUCUCGCUUUUCUCAUUGUCAGUCCUAUCGACUUAAUCCGCCAGGCGAUCAUCACCAAGCAGAACUACAGCAUCCUCCUUGUUGCGCUUUGCUACCUUGUCGCCAUUCUCAUCAUUGUCUUUAUCUACGCUACCCGACUGUACUAUAACAAAGCGGUGCUCGACUCGAUACCCAAAUCAUGGGUCCCUAUAGAGAAGGGCGACGUGCCCCGCGAUGUCAGACAGUUGAUUGUCGCCGGUCUCAGCAGGAGUGCCGCCAUUGCGUAUGAAGCGAGACCAAGGUUGCCUUUGCCUCCGACUUCAGCUGCUCCCGGUUCUGGGCCAACUUCUGUCCCUGCAACAGCAAAUGUGCCGCACCCUACAUCGCAAAGGCAAGAGGUGGAAAGAAAUAAUGAUGAAGGGCAAGAUGAAGAACCACAGCAAGAGCAUAGUGGACGGAUAGCCACGGCAGCGAAGGAAGCCUCGAAAGAAGCCACAGACAGAUUCGCUGGGAGACAAUCUCGCUGGAAACCAAAGGUGCGUAGGGGACUCAGCGCGGGCACCAUUGAGGGUCGGGAAUCCGAACAUGAUUCGACUACCACGCACCCAUCGGGCCAUGACGAGCCGACGUGCAUCAACAUCGGUGCACUACAUGGAGGUGCCCAUAUCUGGGGCGAAAUCGAACACCCUGGCUGGGGUCCGCCUACUUCUCCGGACCUUGCGAAUGUGCAAUACGAUACAGUCAUACGCGAACUGCCGAAUUUGAUCGAGGCCAAGGCUAUUACCCUUGCACCGCCGGACCGGGCAUGCGAAGGCGAGGCUGAGGGGGAAGCAGGGAGGAUGGACCCACCGCUAUUGGACCCGGAUGCCGUGGAGCUACUCCAGCGACAUGAGAGCAUGGGACUUCGCGAGUAUCUGACUAGUUUGACGGAGCUCGGCGUGGUAGCACCAUCAGAGGCCCUGAGUGAAUUCAUCAAGCUGUACCAGCGCGCUCGGUACUCUACUCGGCCGCUAUCGCUUGACGAAUUCAGACGGUUAAUGCACGUUUUUGCGGAGGUGCUUAAAGACAUGAGACCGCUUGAUCCGAUGGUGUUGGACGAAAUUGCCAGAGAGUACGAGUAUGAUGGAGCUGAAGAUAAUGAUCCGGGAAUUGCUUAUAACGCCGGCACCGAAGGGGAUGGCAGUAACGAUCGCCGUUUCUUCUCUCCUUACUCUCAGCAACCGCAACAGCCCUCGCCCCACUCCUUCUACGAAAGCGACAUCGACAACGAUGCGCCUAGGCGAAGUUACUCCUCUGGCGAUUUACGCAAAGAUAGCGAUGGCGGUAGCAUGUACUACGGUGGAAACGAACCAGAGCAAUAUAUCGCUAGCCGCCAGCAUCGACGUCAGCAACAACAACAAGAACCACCCAGAACCCCCACGCCCAAAACCCCCAAAAGAAGAAGGCGAAGAGCCAAAUACACCACAGCCGCCCGCCCGUCAGACCCAGGCCCAAGCGACGCCAACCCCUUCCGCGGCCUCAAUCACCUGACCCGGCAACAAACCAACUCCUCCUACUUCUCUUCUUCUUCCUCUCUCAGGAGCACCCACACCCACAACUACCUUCGCCCCGAAACAGCGAAAACAGCAAGAACCCACCUCAGCAGUCGCAGUCAUCGUCAUCAUCAUCAUCCCUAUCAACGCUCUGCGAACCGCGAAUCCUCUGGCACUUGCUCGACCACGUAUUCCUGGCAGCAACAACUGAGACAGUUUCGUACGGCGCCGGCUUCCCCUAGGAGCGUGGCGCUGACGGGGCACACGGGGCUGUGCAGGGCGGAGACGAAUGGUACGGGGAUUAGUCCUGGGGAGGUUUCGCAGUUGUCGUUGGCAUCGUCCUCUGGAAAAGGGGGGAGUGUGAAGAGUGGGGAGAAUAGUGAUAGUAGUAGUGGGAGUGUGAUUAGGUUGGCGGGGAGGGGGGAUCAGACGGAUUUGCCUUAUGUUUUGAUGCCUACUCCUAGUAUACGCGAGACAACAACAAUGAGUGGCCACACUCACAACAACCCCAACCCCGGCUCAGUCCGGUUCAUCGACCCCGAGGAUGAGCAAGAUAUGCCCAUCCGCUACUUCAUCAACCCCGAUGAAGUGAACACCGAGGCAGAGGAGCCGGCGGUCCAGCCCCCUCCUAUUACCCGCCCAAUCUCGCCUGGCCUAUCCACACGCGGUCGAGCUGACAUUUCCUCGGCUGAGCAGGGCAGCAGCAGCCGGCCCAUUGAGACUCGUCACUUCAGUGACGCGGAAAUGAUGGCCUACGUCACCAUUCGUGGCAUCACCGGCCACGGCCACUACCCUCGCGACGAGGCGUUAGAGCCCUUGGUCAGGCUCAUGUAUGAGCCAAGGGCUUCCGAGACUGAGCCUGAGUCUACUCAGGAGACGACAACGAUCGAGGCGGUUCAGGAAGAAGUGAACAAGGCUAUCCAGGAGAUGUCGAGCGGGCCUGCCGAAGAGACGACCAUGGCCGAGCCUGCCCGAGAGACGGCAAACGAGCCUACCCAAGAGGUGACAAUCCAGCCUCUCCAGUUCUUGGAGCUCACAGAGCCUGUCCAAGACGACAACCGGCAACUCAUUAGCAAUGACACAAGCACGUGUCAAGAGUACCAAGACCAAGAACCUCAAGUGGACCAUGGCAAGUCCGAGACCGAAGACGGCAGAGAUGGCAAAGUUUUGAAAACCCCCCUUUCUUCUCCCAUGAGCAUCAGCAUCACUUCCCCCUUCAGCACCAUCGACUCCCCGUUCGGCCUCCAAGUGCGUGGUCGUUACUACCGGCCCCAUUCCGCGAUCACCGAAGAGCGUGCAGACUGGGAGGAGCAAGGCUUCUCCCGGCCUCCCACAGCCAAUUUACUGCGCAGUUUUUCCAACGGUUCAUACGGCUCUUCCCAUGCGUCUCAUGGCUCAGCGAAAUCGAAUUCUGACCAGAGUAGUGGCAGUGGUGAUGGUGGCGAUGGUGGAUACGGCAGCAGCACUCCGUCUACUCCGCCCAGGGGGUUUGUCAAGAUGUCCUUCCUUCGAGAGGGCGAUGUCAGCGAUGACGAGGGUUUGGAUGCUAGCAGCAUUUCACCCAGGACUUUUUUGAAGCUGACGGAGGGAUGUGCGACGGAUAAUAGAUAUUUUAGGGUUGGCGGUCCGGCCAAGGUUCCUGUUCCCAGCAACCUUGAGCGUACCCGCCCUUCUACACCUCCCAUCGAGGAAAUGCCGGCUGUGUCCCCCCCUCCCUCAUCCCAGGACACUUACGAGUCUCAGUACGACGCAUACGACGGUAGCGUCAUGACCGGUCGUUACUCCGUGCCUUCCAACCCUUCGGUCAAGUGGACCGCCACGGGCGUUGCCCACACCAAUUUCGCCGGCAGAAUCGAGAAUUUUCCUUUCGACCGCAUGGAUCCCAUCGCCGGUCGCGAGCUGUGCCAUCGCCGCUACGGUCAGCCCGAGAGUGUCCAGGGUCUUCAGGGCACUGACAACGACAGCGCUUUUGCCUCCGCUUCGACUUCUACUGCGGCUGUUGCCGCUGCUGCUACUGCCGGGCCGGCACUUUUAGCGGAUGGCACACGUCCGGUUUCCAACCUCGCCGAUUACUCGCCCGUCAAGAUACCUGGCGAGAGCAAGCCGGUUUACGUUUAUGUCGGCGAUCUUCCUCCUCGUAUUCCGAUUGACGAGCGCAAUAUCCCGCCCCUUCGCAAGGCUGUCCCCUUUGAUGCGCAGCGCCAGAUCAGGAAGAUAGUUUCAGUGCCUCCGGGCUUUGAAGCGCAGUUUGCAGUGCAGGCUAGGGAGUUCGACAUGACCCAGGACGAGGCUGAGGCUUCGUCUGCUUCUGCGAACGCUUUUGAUGGUCAGCAGAAGAAGACUGAUUGGAAGGGCAAGGGAAAGGAAAUCAUCUUUCCUGAGGAGAGUCUGAGUAGCGGCAGUGGCAGUAGCCUCGAGAUGGUGGAACUUAAAGCUGGUCCUCCGCCGAAACUCCCUGAUGAUUAUGUUGAGACUCAGGAAGCUGGUGCGCCGGAGCUCCCUUAUGGUCAUGUUGAGACCUAUACUUAUGACGAGAUCGAGGAUGCGAUCACCAAUUACCCCGGUACCUUGGCAGACGGCAUUCCCGGUCACAAGGCGCGUGAACACCUCGAAGCUCGCAACAAGGCCAUUGCCGACCUGGAAAAGCAAGAGGCGGAGAUGCGGGUUGAGACGGCAGCCCUCGAGCACGAGGUGGAUGAGCUGGAGAGAAUCCGUCCGCUUGUCAGGGAACUGAUUGAGUGCGAAGUCCACGCCGCCAUCAGCGCCCGUCUCCAGGCCGAGCUCGCCAAAGGUCCCCUAGCUUUUGGUGGACUCUUCAACCCGGCCAUCACCACCAACGAGGAAGCAAUUGCCAUUAUCGAACGUAUUGUUUCCCAGCCUCUUCCUCGUAGCCGCGGCCGUUCUCGCUCUCAGCACUUUCCUUCUUCUUCCUCCUUUGUCAAUGCCACCACCUCUCGCAACACCAACACCAAGAUGCCCGUAGAGACGCCUAAAAUCCGCAAAGAAUCCGAUGUUGACCGCCCCGCCCAGAUCCGUGAGUAUUUCAACCAGCAGAUCGCGCAGCUCAAGUACAAAUCCGACGCGCAGUAUGUGUCGGUGAUGAGGGAGGGUCAGACGCAGAGCAAGUUGAAGCACAAGAAAGAUCAGAAGCUGACGGCCAUUGGAGAGAUUCUGGAGAACUUGGGUCGGAUGGGUGUGGAGGAUACAGAUAGGGUGCUUGAGGAGGCGCAGGCGAUUGUCAAGAGGGAGAUGGAGGAGGAGGAGAGAAGAAGGAGGGAGUGGGCUGAGUGGCAGGAGUGGUUGGCGUUGACGGAGGGCUGGAAGGGUACCUAA